Messenger RNA from Amphiprion ocellaris (clown anemonefish), 1761 nucleotides. It is a transcript of the gene nqo1, whose product is annotated as NAD(P)H dehydrogenase, quinone 1. The coding region runs from base 152 to 982 and encodes 276 amino acids. Gene Ontology annotation, molecular function: NAD(P)H dehydrogenase (quinone) activity. The record is from RefSeq and is a predicted model, not a curated record. The transcript has 6 exons. Lineage: Eukaryota; Metazoa; Chordata; Actinopteri; Pomacentridae. Gene Ontology annotation, cellular component: cytosol.
CCUUUUUUUUUCCUCGUCUGCUGUGACUGUCAGACGCUUUCAGCCUUCCAGAGAUCAGAUCUAACAUGGUUCUCACGCAAACCCAGCGGCAGCAGCAGCGUCUAUAAGGAGCUGCAGCAGGAGGUCGGACCAGAGGAACCAGGACCAGGAGAUGGCUCAGAAGACGGCUCUGAUUGUUUUCGCCCACCAGACUCCGGGUUCGUUCAAUGCGGCGGCCCGAGACGUGGCGGUUCGGGAGCUGUCGGAUCAGGGAUACCGAGUCCUGGUGUCGGACCUGUACGCCAUGAAGUUCAGAGCUGAUGCCACGAGAGACGACAUUAAAGGUGAGCUGAAGAACUUGGAGCUGUUUCAGUACGGAGAUGAAACCAUGUUCGCCUGGAUGGAGAACCGACUCAGUGAGGACAUCAUAGCCGAGCAGCAGAAAGUGACUGAAGCCGAACUCAUCAUCUUCCAGUUCCCGUUGUACUGGUUCAGUGUUCCUGCCAUCCUGAAGGGUUGGUUUGAUCGAGUCCUGGCUCAAGGAUUCGCCUUUUCCCUGGAAAAAAUGUACGACAACGGAGUGUUCAAGGGGAAGAAAGCGAUGUUGUCCUUCACCACUGGAGCCACACAGACCAUGUUUCAGCCGGACGGCAUCAACGGAGAUAUCAACAUCAUUCUGUGGCCUCUUCAGAACGGAAUUCUGCACUUCUGUGGAUUCCAGGUUCUGGCUCCUCAGAUCUUCUACAGUCCGGCUCACAGUCCGCCCGCCGUCAGAACCUCCAUGCUGGAGGGUUGGCGAGCUCGGCUCAAAGAACUGAUGAAGGAGAAGCCUUUGAGCUUCGCUCCCAUCGAGCUCUUUGACCUCAGCUUCCAGGCCGGCUUCCUGCUGAAGCCCGAAGUGAAGAAGGAACAAGAGCAGCAUGAGUUCGGCAUCACGACGGGUCAUCAUCUGGGGAAACCGCUGCCGCCGGACAACCAGACCAGAGCAGGAGGCAGGAAGUAGAAACUUCUCUUCAUCUCCCAUUCUUUAAUAUUACGACAUCACUUAAUGAAGAAAUGUGUGAUUCCAGACACGUCAUGUUUACUGAAACUGAAAUAAAACCAGAUCCAAAACAAAGACUGGAACUGAUUCUUAUCUGAUUCAAACACAGAUUUUUCACUUGUUGCUAAAUUAAUAAUAAUAAUAUUGAAAACUAAACUACAAACACCUUCAAAAGUCUUUAGAUCUCACCACUCUUCCCCGAGUAAUCUAAACUCAGAAUGUGAAAAACAUGUUUUAUUUGACAUCUGAAGAUAAAAUCUGCCAUUUACUUCUGAGAAUUAUUUCUUUAGUUGUGUAGAAAUCUAAUCUGAAGACACAAAACAACAACAAAAAUGCCCACAAAAGACCAAAAACAUCUGCAAAGACACUGUUCGUAGUGAGGGGCCUUUUACAUUUCUGUAUCAAGGAGCAUAUUGUCUCAAAAUCCUACAAAUGAUGAGUUCUUGGGUAUCAGGGUGGAUGAUCAGAUCUCUUUUAGAAUACAUGUUAAGCAGGUUGUGAAAAAACUGCCUCAAACCACCAGAACUUGGGCUGUUUCACUUUUUUCUGUUACUUCAGGACGUUGACCUUUGAGUUUAUUUGAGUUAACACCCUAUUUAUGCUGAUUGUUAUAAUCUACCUCAUGUUUGUUCUUGUUGUGCUUCAUUUGAUAAUGUUUUGUGACUUUAUCAGGGCGUCUUGGCCGGGUCUUUUCUAAAGACAGAUUUUAAUCUUCUGGUUAAAUAAAUGAAUUUAAAGUA